AUGAAGUGGAACUAUGCGAACUCGAUCAUCUACAAUCCCAUUCUUGCCUUGGUUAAGGUCUCCUUCUUGAUGACACUCAUCAAGCUCCGAUCGCAGAAUAAGUGGAUAAACCUUUGUCUAUGGGGAACACUUAUCGUAAACGGCUGCUUCGCCGUUGCUGCACCUCUCGCCUGCAUUCUGCAAUGCAAUCCAAUAUCUAAGUACUGGAAUCCCAGUAUUCAAGGACGGUGCGUUGAUGCUGGCGCCUACACUGUCAGCACGUCGUCAAUUGUGCUCAUGACUGAUGUCCCAAUCCUGCUCAUGCCUUCGUGA
Messenger RNA from Alternaria burnsii, 312 nucleotides. RefSeq lists its product as uncharacterized. The transcript has 2 exons. Lineage: Eukaryota; Fungi; Ascomycota; Dothideomycetes; Pleosporales; Pleosporaceae. The record is from RefSeq and is a predicted model, not a curated record. Bases 1 to 312 code for a protein of 103 amino acids.